This is a messenger RNA of Dentiscutata heterogama, 531 nucleotides long. The record is from the annotation of a GenBank genome assembly. Lineage: Eukaryota; Fungi; Glomeromycota; Glomeromycetes; Diversisporales; Gigasporaceae.
AUGCCAGAACAAAUUAUUUUAGAGGAAAAAACUUCUAAUACUCAAUCAAAUGCAGUAGACUCAGUAGCGAUAAAUGAAAUAACUCCUAGUUUAUUAGUUAUCCAAACUGUCGUCAAUGAGCAAGUUGAAGCUAACCUAGAAAAAGGUUUAAUUCCUAAUGCGUCAGAAUUAAACAAAUCAAGUUCAGAACAAACUAUUCCACAACAUAUUCGGAAACUUUAUGGGGGAGAUGGAUCAUGCUUUGGAAUUUUUUGUUUGAUGAUUUUAAUUAUUAUUAGUCUAUUUAUUAUAGGUUAUAACCUUUACAGAUCAAUCAAUGCAAUAGUUAGUUUAAGCCAUAAUGAGGAAUCUACACCUGGAAGAAUAACGAAUAUAGUUUGGUUUAGUGUUCUUCUUCCAUUAGUUUGUUGUGCAAAGAUUAGUGCAAAAGCAUCAUCAACAGUUGCUAGCGUAUUCAUUGCCUUAUAUAUGAUUGCUUCUCUUAUAAUUACAAUAUUAAAUUUGACUGGAAAAUUGGAUAAAAGUAUGUAA